Molecule: messenger RNA, 1582 nt
Organism: Didymodactylos carnosus
Lineage: Eukaryota; Metazoa; Rotifera; Eurotatoria; Philodinida; Philodinidae
Source: the annotation of a GenBank genome assembly
CGUUGCCAUUUUAGAUUUUCACCUUCAGUAAUCAAAUAAUUUGACCUAUUUUGUUCAAAAAACUGUUGUAUAAAUUUUCCGCGACGUUGUACUACAUCCUGCCGUUCGUGAUCCUUGAAGUAUGGACGCUGCGAGUUAGCCUUGAAACGAGCGCCCCAUCUUCGAAGAUCCAAAUGACAAGAUUUUUCUCAGCGAACAAAUGGAUCAUUUUGAUCUUUUGUUGUGUCUAUUAGUAUAUAAAAUUGUUCCUCUAUGAAUUUAGCUAAUUCAUGAUCAUUACAAUUAGUUGCAUUAGCACCACAUCGCUGAACUGAAUAAGACUGCUAAUGAUUUAAUAUCAGAGAAUAUAUCAUAAAAACUUGAUACAUGUUUUGACACAUAUUUCACAUUAUCAUGUAUAUUUCUGAUUUUUUAGAUGAAUAUUCGUUUAUUAAGAGAAUCUCUCUCUAAAUUUCUUUGUUCACAAUUGUGAGUUAGAAAGGAUCUUGAUGAUAUACAGUUAUACAUUUUUAUUUUUUUUCAAGAACGAAUAAAUGAAUUAUUAUCCAGAAAUUUGACGGUAGUUUGAAAAUCUCUCGCGCAAUAACGAUACACAUUAACCAAUUAAUUUAAAUGUUCGUUUUUUUUUAAUGCAGUACGAGUACUAUUAAAAUAAUAGAAUGUUUAUUAUUCUAGAAGAUCCAACGACAAUAACACAAUCACAAUCUCUUUCAAAAUCACAUGGUAACAAAUCAGGAUCAAUCAGUCGAUAUUUUCUCGGUCAACGAGGCAGUCGUUAUAGCGUGGAUACAACAACAUUAAACGCUAUAUGAGUCAAAGAGGAAUUGACGUUGAACAACGGAUAUGAGUUAAGAGCCUCCCUCAGAAAUCAAUACUUUUAAUAAAAAAUCCGAAAUUGAUUGUCUUACUUCGUUGGAUACACUGAAGUCUCCUCUUUCAGAAGCUGUAUCGGACAUUCGUCUCAAAAGUGCCCGUUGCGACUUCUGAAUUAGACUUCUUGAACCGAGAAAAAAUGGAAAUUACUGGCCCGCAUUACAGGACUGAUGAAAUUUAGAAUCUGGAUGGUACUCUCUCAUCAUCAGCGCUAUCUGUGACAACAUUGACAUGUUAUGGUAUACAAAAAACGUUGAUUAUUGGCUGACCAAUAAUUAAUUAUGUAGUCGAAUUUGAAACAAAAGAAAUGAAAGAUCUAUGGUUUCAAAGACUUAAUUCAUUGCUGCAGUCUUCGAUUGAGCGUUGUCGUAUUGUUGUUGAUUAUAAUUAUGUAGACGAUCAAAAUGGUACUUUGAAAUCAUGUUUAAUUCGAAAAAUUAUCGGUAUAUCACCUAAUGAAACUACUCGUAAUGUCAUUAAUAUCGAUGUCUUUCAUUUAAAAGAUUUAGUUAUUGAUAAUUAUGUUUUAUUAGCAAACUGUAUCGGUACUACAAUUGGCACCAUCUAUUCUUUAACAUCUAAUUAUAUACCAUUAAUUGAUGAACAACAUAGUAAAAACUUAAAACAACAAUUGAAUCGAAAUACGGCAACAUAUGAUUUUACAACAACAACGUUAAGACCAAAAACAAUAACGGUGACCUCGUAUUAA